AGCCAUUUUGGCUCCAGCUGCUCUAGGAGGGAGGUGUGCUGGCGCAGCACCCAGGGUCCCUGCAGCCUUCUGAAGCCAUGGAGCAAGCAGAUCAGAAGCAGAUCAAGCAGAUGGCCACAUUCAUGAUUUCAGAGGCGAAGGAGAAGGCUUUGGACAUCCAGGAAAAAGGCAAGCAAGAACUCAGCAUCGAGACGCACCGUCUGGUAGCAGAUGGGAAGGAGAAGGUGCUGGCAUCCUACGAGAAGAUGCGGAAGGAGCUUACGACGAAGCGCGCCAUCGAGAAAUCACUGGCGAUCAAUAAGCAGCGGCUUGAGAAGAUCAAGCAGCGGCAGGAGGUGAUGAUGUCAAUUUCCAACGAUGCAAUGGCUGCGCUCACCAAGGUGCUUGCGGACCAGUCCAAGUGUAAGGACUUCGUCACCAAGCUGAUUGUGCAAGGCCUCUUGAUGCUUCUCGAGAGCGAGGUCACGGUGCAGUGCCGUCAGAAGGACCUCGCCCUUGUGAAGAGCUGUACGGAACCGGCUGCCAAAAAGUACACGGAAAUUGUUAAAGAGAAGAGCAAUGCCGACAAGACGUGCAAACUCAUCAUCGACGUGCAGAAUUUUCUUCCGCCCGAAGAACGGGACAAGGAGGGCAAGUCUUGCUUAGGCGGCGUCGUGCUCUCCUGCUUCGGCGGCAAGAUCACUGUUGACAACACAAUCGACGCUCGGUUGAAGCUGGUGAUGGAGCAGGACAAACCAGAGAUCCGUAAGAAGCUGUUCGUAUGAGUCGAGCACCUGAGGUUCAAAGAGCUCUAUGGCACUGCGUGAGGGCAGCGGGACCGGAGGAGGCUGGAGGAGGACCUCCCCCCAGCCCGUGUGCGCACCUCGCCGCCAGCUGGUGCCCUAGCGGCAGUCUGUGUCCAGGGAAAGGUGCCCCGAGGGAAACGGGUCCUAGACCUGGGCCUGUCCCAAGGACCAGUUCUGCAUUCCGAGCUGUCUCUUGACGGUCCCAGCGCUGGAGAGGCCCCAGGGGGGCCGACACUGGCGCAGCACAUGCAGGAUCUUUCCGUUCAUGCGUAGUGCAGGCCGAGGCAGGCUCGUAGUUUCUGUGCCAGGCUGUGCCGAGGUCUCUUCGCGUCCGAGGACUCACGGCUCUCCAGGCUGAGUCCAGGCUGAGGAGGAGGAGGAGGAGGAGGAGGAGGAGGAUACGCCUCUUCCAAGCAGCGGGCAUCCACGCACGACUGGCCCAUGGAUUUGAGGAUGGCCU
Molecule: messenger RNA, 1245 nt
Organism: Prorocentrum cordatum
Lineage: Eukaryota; Dinophyceae; Prorocentrales; Prorocentraceae
Source: the annotation of a GenBank genome assembly